AUGGCGACUAUUGGAGGAGCCGCUGCAGCCGGCGGCGAGGACAAGAACAGCGGGGGCAAUAUUCCCGUACCCGUCCUUGACGGCACGGGCAAGACGAUGAAGAAGUUCCGCCGAAAAGUCGCCGCCUGGCAGAUCGGCGCAGAGGUCAAGCUGCCCAAGCAGGGCGCGACGCCGUUGGCCAGCCUCAAGGGCAAGGCCGAGGAGGCGCGCGAGGAGCUCGACCUGGAGACCAUCAAGGGCGACGACUCGGUGGAGGUUUUCUUGGCGUGCCUCGGGAAACGCUUUCCCGAGAUCGAAGUAUUGGAGUUACCGGCGCUCCUGGAGACAUUCGUGAAGCCGGCGUGCAUCCGGCGCAAGCUUGAGGAGAUCCGCGAUUUCAACAAUCGCUUCAACAGCAUAGCGACGAAGCUGAGAGCUAAGGACAUCCAGGUGCCCGACGAGGUCUUGGCCGACCGGUGCAUCAAGGGCGCCCGCCUGCCACCGGAGCGCGCGGCGAGUGUGCUGAACGGCGUGGGCAACAAGUUUAAUCCGACGAAGAUCCAGGAGCAGCUCACGAUCAAUUUGCCCAAAGUAUCGGUCGUGGACGGCAACGAAGAGCAUCGCCACGGCAGAGGUGGCUACGGAGGUCACAAGAAGGACCACAAGAAGGUGUACGCCACGGAGGCCUAUGACGAGGCCGAGAACGACGGCGCGUCCACCGACAGCUCCGAGGGCAACGCCGACGAUUUGCCGGAUGAGCUGCAGGACGUGAUGGGCGAGGCGGAGGGGCAGGUGUUUUUCUUCGCCAAGAAGAUGGUGCGCGCCAAGGGCAAGCUAAAGGAGGCUAAGCAAGCGCGCGGCUACUUCGCCAAGCGAGACGGCGGGCGCCCGCCGAAGAAUGUCGAUGCCAAGACCGCCAAGAUAAGGCGAGGGCGCAGCUGCUCCAAGAAGAACGACCCCAACGCGCGGGCCGACAUCCCGCGGAAGGGCUGUCGCAAGACGAACAUGACUACGAACGACGGGGCUGGCGCCGCGCAGGGGCCCCACGUCGCGGAGAUGGCGGUCGCGGCGGUCUGCCCGCGCGAGCAGCCGAGAGCGGCGCGAGAUCAGAGGGGGAUCACCUUCGGCAACGCGCUGCGCGACAUGCCCGAGGAGGUGACGGCUGCCUCGUUCUACAUCAACAAGGACAGCCAGUGCCACAUGGCUGCGACGGGUUCGGCGCUCAUCUACAUCAGAGUCGAAGGCCUACUCAAGGAGUCGGGCGGCAAGCUGACUUCCGACGCUGCCUGCUUGCGGUGCGUCGGCGACCAGGACUGGUGCAACGACGCCAAGAAGAAGCUGGCGGCCUUCAGCAUCCAGCCGAUCCAGUUCCCGGAGAAGGAGCCGUUCCGCUUCGGAGCGUCCAAGGUGGCGUACAGCCUCAAGGCGGCGUUGAUUCCCGGCUCGGUGAAUGGCAAGGCCUUCGCCGUGCGCAUGAGCAUUGUGCGCGGCGCCGUGCUUGGGCUGUUCAGCCGCCAGGCCCAGAGCGAGCUGGUCGUUGUCUACCACGCAGGGGACAACGAGGAGCUUCACAUCAAGUCUGUCAACGAGCACGGCAUCCAGAUGGGUUUGGGCCGCGCUGGACACCCGACGCUUGAGAUCACAGGCUUCGCGCCAAACUACAAGCCCGUGUCGGGCGUCUCGGACGACAAGACCAGCGCCGCCAAGCCGGUAGCGCCCGAGUGCUGCGACCAAGGGGUCGCCUCGGAGGCCGACGAGUCUCAGUCGGAGACUGAUUGUGACGAGCUCGACAGCGCUGAACUAGUCGAGCAGCAGGCGGAGGUGGCAAGCUACGAGUUGGAUGUGCGCGACGCGACGUGCGACCAGCUCCGCGUCAUCUUGCGCGCGCUGAGGGCCAAGGUCCAGGACAGGGCGCGCUUCGGCAAGAUGCGCAAGCACGAGCUCCAGGAGUUGUGCAGAAUGAAGGGCAUCGAUUUCGACCGGCACACGACUGCGCCGGAGCUCAGGCAGCGCCCGAAGGGCUGGAAGGUCGAGAACGCGGUCAGCGGCGCCUCGAGCAACGUGGCCUAUCCAAGCUCGCAGAUCACGGGGAACGACAAGAUGCGCUUCGGCGGCAAGUACCCGACCGCGGAUUACCGCUGGGUGCUCAAGAACGACCUGGGUUACGCGCGGUGGGCGGUGCUGGAGCUGGACAACGGCCGACCGAGCCCGCUCCUGGCGCGCUUCGGCAGGUGGGUCAAGGCUCACGGAGUGAAGCCGCUCGAGCCAGAGAAAUUCAAGACCGCCAUCGAGGCGGUGAUGGCCGCGGAGGUGGUCCUGGACGACGAGUCGGCGGCGCUGACGGCGACGAUCCAGCGGGCCCCAGCAUGUCAAGGCAGCUGGGCGGGUCACCGCCGCCCGAGGACGGUCGAGGAGCACGAGAUGGACGCCGGCGACCACGGCGGGCGAGACCGACCAGGAGACGGAUGCGGCGUCUCCGCGCGACAAGGCCUGGGCGGCGGCAGCCGCCGGGACCGGCCGCCAGCCUCGGGCGGGCGGCCAGGCAUCAAGAAGGGCAAGCGCGUCGGCUUACUCUACCAGGUCACGGGCUUGCUGAGCGCCUUCGCGUUUCAGGCGGUGCUCCCCGCGGACUGGCUGUCCCGCCCUCUAAAGCCGUUCGCUCAGUAUGCGACGGGCGCCGCGCAGGACGUGGCCGACCACGUGAGGGGCGUCGAGGAGAUCUACGCCGCCCGGAGCCACGGCGUGGACGUCACGCAGGUGUUUGGAGGCGAAGGCGGUAUUACCGAGGCGGCAGUGCGCCGCGACGUGACAGCCACGGAGGUGAUCGACCGCAAGUGCGGCUGGGGCUUCCGCAAGCAGAAGGACCUCGAGAUGACGUACGAGCGGUGCCACGCAUCGAGUUCGAAGUUCGUGUCGACCGAGCUACCCUGCACCUACUGCGCGAACAUUGCGCACCUCAACUUCCGCGCGCCGCAGGGCAAGCAGGCGCUGCGGCGAUUGUGGCGCGCGGAGCGGCCAUUUCUUUUCUUGGCUCGCGACCUCGUCAAGUCGCAGCUCGAUUCAGGCGGCGUCGCCAUGAUCGAGAACCCGGCCACCAGCCGGAUCUUGACACAGCGCAUCAUGAUGGAGCUACUUGCCGACAAGCGCGUGUACCAGGUGAGGCGCGACAUGUGCGAGUACGGAGCUCGACGCUACAGGGCAAGGCGGCUCAUCGAGCACCCCGCCAGGCUGCUCGUCGCCCGCAAGGAGUUCGAGCGGCUACGCCGCACCUGCAGCCACGCGCGCCACGACCAGACGUUCGGGGACAACGUGGCGGUGCGGAAGUCUGGCGUUUACCCAGCCAUGUUCUGCCGAGCGGUGGUUCGCAUCGUCGAGCAGAUCAUUCGCCGGCAGGGUGGGCCUCGCGCCUGCCAGGUGGACUGCGGCGCUUCUUCGUCGCCCUUCAUCGCGACGGAGUUGAAGGAGCAGGCCGCCGCCUACGUGAACGACGCCGCGUCCUUGGGAGAGACGGGCGAGCCUAUUGGGGACUCAGACCCCAUGGGCGGCGGAGACGAUUUCGCCGACGCUCGCGACGUGAAGACCGACGAGACUGUGGACGGCAGGAUCGGGGUCGCCGAGUUGGCCAUCCUCAAGAGACUCCGCGUCAACGUGGGCCAUCCGUCGCAUGAAGACUUGGGCCGCAGUCUGCGACUCAAGGGCGCUAAGUCGGCCACCGUGCAGGCCGUCAAGGGGCUGAUCUGCGGAGCGUGCCGCUCGCAGCAGCGCCCGAGCGCGAGGGGGCCAGCGCACCUCCACUUCGUGCAGGAUUUCGGCGACGAUGUGGGCUUCGCUUGCUUCGAGCUCAAGGACGUCGACGGCGAGAGUUACUGGUACUUCAGCAUCGUCGACUUGGCUACUACCUUCCACGUCGCGACGCUGAUCGGUCGCCGCGCCAGCCAGGAGUUCGCUACGGCCUUCGAGAGGUCCUGGGCCUCCUGGGCCGGCGUCCCGGACCGAGUCCACUUCGACGUGGAGAGGGGCUUCGGCGGCGUUCUCAGAGAGAUGUUCCAGUCUUUCGACACGGUGCAGCUACCUAUUGCGGGACAGGCCCACUGGCAGCUCGGUCGAGUGGAACGUCAGGGAGCCUGGUGGAAGGAGCUCGCUGCAAGGGCGAUCGAGCCCUCGUCGAUCAGGGGCGAGGACGAGAUGCGGACGCUGGGCAUCAUGGCGUCGGGCGCGAAGAACUCGCUGAGGCGGCGGGCUGGCUUCUGCCUCGCGCAGUGGGUGCUGGGGGGCGAUCCCAAGAGGCCCGCCGACCCGGUGGACGACACGGCCAACUACAGUGCCCACAGCCUCGCCACCAAUGACGGGAAUAUUCGCCGCCGAUAUGCAAUUCGAGCGGCGGCGCGCGAGUCGUUUAUGCGGAUGCAGAACGACGACCAGCUCAGACGAGCUAUGCUGGCUCGCGCGCGCGCCGUGGCCACGCCCUUGUUAGUGGGCGAGAUGUGCUACAUUUUCCGCCAAGUCAAGAAGAGGGGGCAGAAGGGGCGCGCCAUGCUGGUGGCCCCGGAGCACAUCAAGGCGCUCGCUCCGGACGACGUCUGGUUCCCGAACGGUCGGGGCGAGAUCGGCCAGGUCCAGCCAGACGAGAUGGAGCAGGCGUGGCGGGAGUUCAUCGACAGCCCAGGCGACGACGACGACCUGAUGCUGAACGUUCCCGACCGAAGUCCCAGGAGCAGAUCGAGGUGCUGCCCGCCGGCCGAGCCGACAUGCCUCAGUCAGCCUUGGAGGAGCAGCCCUAUAGGUCCCGUCGAGUUCCGACGACGGCGAGCGACCUUCGACGGGGCGGGCAGCGGCGACUUCGGCUCGGCCAUCAAGGGUCUGCAGACCGCCAAGGGGCACGCGGUCUCCGGAGGACCGCCCCCGAGGACAGCCUCGCGCGAUCGGGCGGCCGUGCCCGACGGCGGAGCAGCGGCCGGAUCCGAGCAGGAGGGCGCUAUAGAGCUUUCGAGGUCGGCUCCCAGAGAAGCGAUGCAGACCUCCGUCGUCGCCGAGAGGAUCGAGCGCAAGCAAGCCGACAAGGGGAUCCACUGGAGGGCCAUCAAGGACUUCGACAGGGGGCUCUACCGAGAGGCGGCGGCCAAGCAGUGGAGCGAGUGGCAGAAGUACGGAUCUUGUCAGGUGCUCACCCUCGAGGCCAAGGCCCGACUCUGCGUCGGGGGUCACAUGGGCCCGCGUCUCGCUCAGGGCGACCUGCGCACAGACGCGCCUACGGUCACCCGCAUCUCGACUAUGCUGUUCUUCACCGUCUGCCAGGGAUUCGACCUGGAGAUCUACGCAGCGGACGUGGAGGCGGCUUUCAUGCAAGGCGACGAGCAGCCCGACCAGCAGUUGCACAUGGCUCAGCCCCGCGAGGGCUUACCUGAGUUGCACCCGGGGCAGUUGAUCAUUAUCCUCAAGGGGGUCUUCGGGCUAGCCACCGCACCGCGACAGUGGUGGGCCAAGCUCAAAAGGACCUUGCUCGCGGUGGAGGAGAAGCUAGGUGACUGCAUGUUCCGACUUCGCCAGCAUUCGCUAGAUCCGGCGCUGUACUACGGCUACGAGAAGCGCGGGGAGCUGUGCGCGGUGGUGGUCGCCCACGUGGACGACCUGCUGCUGGGCGUCUCGCGCAAGUGCCCGACCCUGUGCGACCGGCUCUACAAGCUCCUGCCGUGGGGCGAGUGGAGGGCGACCUGCGCCUACGCCAGAGAGUACGCGAACACGAUCGAAGAGAUCGUGCUCAGCAAGGGGCGCAAGACGGAGCUGUCGGUGGAGGCGACGCCAGCCGAGUUUUCGGACGACCGCUCCGCCCUCGGAGCGCUUGGAUUGCUCUCAUCGCAGGCUUGGCCAGACCUGUCAGCUAGAGUGGCCAUGGGACAGCGCGCCCAGAACAAGCCCACCAUCCAGGACCUGCUCGAGACGAAUCGGCUCAUCAAGCUGACGCGGAAGCACGCGGACGUGGGACUGGAAUUCCUGAAGCUACGUGGACCGCUUUGCUUGGUCAUUUUCCACGACGGCAGCUGGGCCAAUGCUGACGAGCCUCCUGAAGGUGUCAUAGCUACGCUACUCACCAAGAUCGUUGGAAGCAAGGACAAGAAUAUCAAGAUCCGCUCGCAGGCCGGCUACGUGACGUUCAUCGCCGAGGCCAAGCUGUUGUGCAGCGACAAGGUCACAGAUUGCGCUAGCUUGUGCGAUGCGAUACACAAAGACGGUUAUUCCAAGCUCCCGUCAGAGCGGCGCCUUUUGCUAGACCUAGUAGGUGCGGUGCUCCUGGCGCGCCGGAGCGGCGCUGCCGAGAGCAAAGGGCCCGCGCGCGCCUGGCUCAGGUACCGCCGCAAUCGUGUGGGCGGCGCGCUGUGCAGGCCCGCGCUGUCCUGCGGCGCCGGCGUCCCAGCAGGCGCUGUCGAGCCCCUGGGGUGGCUGGAGUGUGUCCUGGCGUACUCCUCGCUCGUCCUGGUGUUCAUCGUGGGGGCUGCCGCCGGGGCCGCGGGCCAGUGGUGGCUGAGCCGCCGGAGCGGGUGCCCAGCGAAGGCAGCGGCGGCUGCGCCGACGCUAAGUCUCAAGGACGAGGCUCGCGAGCAGGCAGCCGCUGCCCGAGCCCGCCAGACGCGACCGAUCGCCGUGAUGGCGCACCCGUUCGUGACCAUCGGAGGCCAGGUCGGUGACUUCAUGAUGAUCCGCUACGGGGUCGGUGGCCGCAGGGUGUGGCACGAGAGGCUCGUGCUGGCGCUGGCAGAGAUGCCAUUCGGCGGCCCCGGCAUCGUGGCGGUGGUGUUGUGCGCGGGCGGCGCAGCGGGUGGCGCUGCAGCGGGCCUGGGCGGCGACGCAGAGCACCGCUUCCGGGCGGUGCCGCUGGCGGCGACGAUCGCAGCGGCUCAGGCGGCUGUGGAUGCGGAGCUGGGGCUGCCCGCAGGGCUGGCGGUGGUACCAAACGUUGGCGGGAGACCUCUCGCGGUCGGUGCCCCAGGCCUCGGGCUUGCGGCCUUGCCGCCAGCAGGCGGCGGCGCCGCAGCCGGGGUUGGUGGCCUUGCGGCUGCGCUCGGAGGCGCUGGCGUGGGAGGCGCCGCUGCGGCCGGCGCCGCUCCCGCUGCGAGAGCGCCAGCGGGUGGUGCCCUCGUGGCCGCCGCGGCCCCCGCAGCCGCCGCGGCCGCCGUGCCGCUCGCGGAGGGGGCAGCCCCUGCCGCCGCGGGUGCGCCCGGGGCCGCGCCGUCAGCGGAGGCGGCGGGUGCCGCCGUGCCCGCGGCCCCCGUGGGGGGCGCGGCGGGUGGCGCCGCUGCCCGUGGAGUUGACCUGCGGAUCAUGUCGGUGGCCUACGACAUCCGCGGCGAGUGGCAUCGCGAGUACGGCGAAGCAGUGAAACAGCUGGUGGAGGCACCGUUUGCGGACUGGCUGUUGGAGGUGGGGCUGCGCUACGACCAGCUCCGCAGCAGCAGCCUGGCGACCAUGGAGCUCGUGGCGCGGGCCCUCCAGACCGAGAACGAGCGAUAUAGGCACCGCUUCGAGAGCGAGACGGACUUCGGGGUGAUCGAGGGCUUGAUUCCAAGGAGAGGGGGGAAACCUGUGAAGAACGCGCUCUCGCAGUUGGAGUUGAUGGUGGCCCUGAGCAUCCACCUCGUAGGCAGCCCUGGCGAGAAUGCCGGCUCAGCGGAGUUCCUCCGCUGCAGGGCUGCAGAGCGCCAGCGCGACAUCUUCCCGCUGCCGCUGGUCACCUCGGACGCGGCCUUCUCUGGCGCGUGCGGUCGGAGAUCGCAAAGGCGCCAGGCACUUCGUGAACGCCAUCUGCGUCGGCUCAACGAGGCCAUUGCAUCUUUGAGUUCGCUCUUUGGCUGUCGCAGCAGCUUCGGGGGCCCUGUCAGCGAGACCUGGCGCGCGGCCCCGUGCAAUAUGAACGCCGAUCUGCAUCGAUUGGGUCGGAGGCCCGACAAGCAUGCCGAGGCGCGCGAAUGCGAGGACGGAGCCUUCGAGGAGCUCCUCAACGGCGUGUCGAUCUACGGAGAUGCCGCGCCCAGCCCAGUCCCAUCGACGGGCGCGUGCGUGGCGACCGCGGACAUGGAGUGCGCUUCUUAUCGCGUGCGCCUUCCAGCAGGCAUGGAGGACUACUUCACAUUGCCCGCGAUUGAUGCGACCUUCCUGAUGGAGGCAGGGAUGACGGGCCUUCCUUUCAGCCCCGGGCUGCUCGUGGCGGCCGAGGGCGCCCCCCCACCAGUGGCCGCCGGCGCCUACGUGGACAACGUGGCCGCCGCGGGCGUGACGGCGAAGGCGGCGUGCGAUCUGUUAUGCACGCUUGUCAGCAGCCUGAGGCGCGCAGGGCUGGUUGUCCACGAGAUCGUCGAGGCGUUCCCGGACGUUGAGUUUCUUGGUCUGCAGCUCCAUGGCGGGGUGGCGCUCGCCAUCAAGGGCCGCAUCGUCUGGGGGCUGCGCGCGGCGAUCGGUGCGCUGCCGCGACGCCGCUGGACUACCGGCUCCGCGCUGCGGGCCGUGCUGGGUCACGUCGCGUGGGCCGCCGCCGAGAGGCUCAACAAGCUGGACCGCAUUCUCAUGAACGUCAAGAGCUACUUCGACAACGACGGGAGCUACGAGUUCAGUGCCUACAAGCGCCUGUCGUUUCACAACAUGGCAUUCUUUACUACUCGUUUCAGCACUGGCAUAAUCUGGCAUCACUGUUUCGUGUCAAUCGUAAUAUUCGUCGCCUUCACGCUGCACGUCUCAAAGAACUUAACGAACAACGACGUCUCGAGCUUCAAGACGCCUGGCGACAACGACGACUGGCUGAAGCAUGGCAAUUGGCACGACUUCUUACAGGCAGACGCAUUGGACGAAGACUUCGUAAUUAUCACAAAGCUGCACUUCGACGGCGCUCAGAAGCCGAAUGGUUUGCCAAACUUUCUCAACCUGGUUCUCAAGGCGGCUGGAAUUGCAUACGUUUACCUACCUCACAAGUACGUCAGGAAUUCUUCGACGAUCAUGAUGACGAAGUUCACGUUAGUUAUCAGUGCCACUUACUUGGUGAAUAUGACCUCAAACAAGUUAGCUGGUGCACGGCACGACACUGUCCUGAACACCAUAUUCGACGAGUACACGAUCGCGCAGCACACGGGCAAGAGCGAGUCCACCGCCCUCGUUCUUCUCAUAGCAAAGUUGACCCUCAGUACUGCUAUGUCGUCGAGGAUUCUCAGGGCCAUCGUAUUGGAAAACUAUCAGGUGAGCGAGAGCUCCGAGUAUUUCGUCCAGGGGAAGAAUUCUACCGAGAGCUAUGCGGAGGCUGCGAAGCAGUGCGGGAAGGACCAGAAGCAACAGAAGAUCGCAGCCCUCGCUCAUCCUCACGUACACGUCUGGAAUGCAUGGAUCAUCGUGGCGAAGACGUCCCUUGGAGUGAAAGACCUCGACCCGCCGAAGGCCACCAGUCUUCAGCAAUACAUCGACAAGAUGAAACAAGGCAGCCCCGAGACGUCCAAAUACCUUCACAAUCUCCUGAAAGAAGUUCAAUAUGCACGAUGCUGCAAGACCUACGACAGCAAGACCAAGCGCCUGGAGGUCAACGUCAAGCCCAACAGCGACAGCGAGAAGGUAUUGCAGCAAAUCCUGGUUCCGUUGUGGCUACGCGACAAAGCAGUGAAGCUCGAAGGAGUGGCGCCACCAGGGGACCUCGAGCGCAGGAUUCAGCAGGCGAUCGACGAGUUCGAGGCCCAGUCGAGCUGCGCGCUGUGGAUAUCCACGUCGCCACCAAGAAGUCUCCUGCUGGCCAACACGCCCGCGACGGCCGCGGCGCUCGAGAGCCGCCUGGCCCAGGCCGCCAAGGCGCGGCCAGUGGGUGCCGCCCGCGACCUCGGAGUGGAUUGCGCCCUGGCUGGACGGGCGCCCGGGCUCGUCCGUCGGCGCCGCCGCAAGCAGGCCAGCUUUGCCUGCUGCGCGGGGCUCAGCGACACCGACCUCGAAGCCGCGCGCACGAUGGCGUUCAGAUCAGUCGAGGUCAGGGCUGUCUGGGAGCGGUGGAUCCCUGGACAGGCCCUGGACAAGGCUUUCGCGGCGGCCCUGGCCGCGUCGGGCAGCUGGGCCGACUGCCGCGGCCCCGUGGAGGCCGCUCUCCUGUCCAUGCGCCGCGCGGGCUGGGAGGCGGCCUCGCUCGAUGCAUGGGCCACGCGCGACGGCUUUCACCGCAGCGUCAGCGACGCCAGCCCGUGGUUCACAAAGAAGCUGCUCGGCCGCAGUUGCGAGUGCUGGCAGGCCAAGCAGCUCAGCAAGCACGACGCCUCCUGGCUCGACGGCGGCGUCAAUUUCGGCCAGUUUCGGCGGUGGGCGGCCGGCGGCCGUGGUACCUCCCACGAAGCGCGGAGCUGGCCCAGCCUCAGCAGCGAGCAGCGCGGCUACCUCAGGUACGGCCAGUGGACCAACGCCAGGAAGUGCGGCAACGACCCGGGGUGCGCCCCUUUGGACACCUGCGAGCUCUGCCCCAACCACGUCGGCGACCUCUGGCACGGGCACUUCUGCUGCAGCGCCAUCCAAGACCGCGGCCUCAGGUUUCUGAGCGAGAUCGCCCUGCUGCUGCCGCAGAAGGACAACGCGGACGCGGUUGUCAGGUGCCUGUCGAGCGAGUCCUAUUUCCAGCCCAGCAGCUCCGGUGGAGGCCUCCCAGCGGCGGCUUCCUCGACCACGUCCGCUGGUGUCGCGGUGAGCCAGGAAGUCGAUCCAGGCGUUGGCAGCCGCGCCAGGGCGCUGGGCGCGCCGCUGGUUGGGCCCUGGCAGAGCAUCGAGGGCGCGGGGCUGCUGGCGGUGCUCAUCGUCCUGCGGCAUGCCAUCCCUCCCGUCGAGCUGCACUACGACGCCAGCUACGUCGUCGACAGCAUAAACCUACGGGGCGAGGCCCGCGCGACGCUGGCGCCCUCAGCGCGGGGGCAUCUCGGGCGGCAGGUGUGGCAGACGCUCCACGACUUCGGUGGCGUAGGAGGGAUCGCCCACCACCUGCGCGCCCCCUCGGCCGAGAGACAGACACAGCUGCGUGCCCAGCCCUUCGUCGACGGCGUCGUGCACAGGGCGGCCGCGGCUGGUGCUCCAGCGUCCGCCGACAGGCUCGACAGCAUGCGCGGCUACGUGGCCCGCGACGAGGCCGACGAGGACCGCCUCCUCCCCACCGACCACACGUUCGGCGCGCUCGGCUCGGGCUCCUGGCGCUGCGCAGCGUGUCUGCGCACGGCGCGGACCAGGAAGUCGAAGCGCGUGCUGUGUCGGCCCCCGCGCGCCCCCAGGAUCGCCCCAGUGGCCGGGAAGGCGGCGCCGUCCAGUGCGGCAGCAGGCGUGGCCAUCGCGGCGGCGGCGGCGGCGGCUGCGGCAGCCGCCGACGGCGCCGACAGCCAACCAGGAGUGCUCGGGUCUGGUCGGGGCCAGGGCCCCACGCCGAGCGCGGUGGAGCAGGGGCCCACGACCGCAGGCGAGGUUGGCUCGGCCCGCGGCCAGGGCCCAGCGUCGAGUUCGCGGGGCCCGCCGCCUGCCCCAGCGGGGGGCGCUGCGGCCCAGGGCGCCGCCGCGGCCGGCGGCCAGGUCGGAGCCGCGGCCGCCCGCGGGUGCACUUCGGAGGCAGCUGCGAGGUCCCGAUCACCACGGCCCGCCACGGCACGGCCGUCGGCGGGGCCAGCGGGGCUUGCUGGGGGCGACACCGACGCCGAGGACGGCCCGCCGCGGGCGCGUGAUGCCCUCGGCCACAUCGUGCAGCGUGCCUUCGGCUACGUGCUGUGCGCGAGGUGCCACGCCUACGCCAGGGGGCGCCUCGGCAGCAUCAAAACUUUAGCGGCUCAGUGCGCCCCGCACGUGGGCGAGGACUGCGCGAGCCACGUCAAGGGCCUCCGGGAGGAGCUCGUGGCCUGCUCACGCAGUGGCAACGUCGCCCGCGCGGAGGACCUUCUCUCGCGCAUCGUGCUCGCCCACGGGAUCGAUGACUGCGUGGACGACUUUAACGCUGCCAUCCACACCUGCACGCAGGCGGGCGACAUGGUGCGGGUGGAGAAGUACCUUGUCCAGAUGGCGGCGCAGGGCCCCGCGCCGAACAUGCGCACGUACAAUUCGGUGCUCAACGCCUACGCCGCCAAGGGCGACGCCUCGCGCACCGAGAGCUUCCUUCAUCGCAUGAAGCUCAUGGGCGUGCAGCCGAACUUCGUGACUUACAGCACUAUCUGCAAGGUCUACGCCCGCCUGGGCGCGGUCGACCAGAUCGAGAAGGUCAUGGCCACUGUCGAGGAGCAAGUCGGGCCGCUCAACGAGUACUUCUUCGCCUCUCUGAUCUCCGCCUGCGGCAAAGCGAACCCGCCUCAGCCGGCGCGCGCCGAGAGCGCCUUGGGGGAGCUUGUCCGCCGCGGCCUGAAGGCGCAGAGCGUCAAGCGGGCGCUGUCGCGGGUUGUUGGUGACGACAGGACCGCGCAGCUGUUCAAGAAGAUCCUCGGGCAGGCCCGGCCGUCCACGUCUACCCACGAACAGUUGCCAUUACCACCAGGCCCCGUCGGCGUGCCGCCCGUCUACGCGCCGCCCGGGCUCUCCGCGGCCGCCGUCCCGCCGAAG
Prorocentrum cordatum is the source of this 12543-nucleotide messenger RNA. The record is from the annotation of a GenBank genome assembly. NCBI's taxonomy places the organism in Eukaryota, Dinophyceae, Prorocentrales, Prorocentraceae.